GGACUGCGCCUACAACAAGCUGCUGGGCGAUGAGUACACCUUCGACUUCCCGCCCCACCAUGACGUGAUCAAGAAGGAGUGUCUGGCCUGCAGAGGGGCUGCUGCUGUGUUCAACAUGUCCUACUUUGGAAAGUUCUACCUGCUGGGGCCGGAUGCAAGGAAGGCUGCCGACUGGCUGUUCUCUGCGGAUGUCAGCCGACUGCCAGGCUCAACGGUGUACACCUGCAUGCUGAACCCGCGUGGGGGCACUGAGAGCGACCUGACGGUCAGUCGCCUGGCUCCGGGCCAGGACUCCCAGGACUCCCGGCUGGCUCCUGCCUUCGAAGGGGACGGCUACUACCUGGCUGUGGGCGGGGCUGUGACCCAGCACAACUGGUCCCACAUCACCUCGGUGCUGCAGGACCAGAGGUUCCGGUGCCAGCUCAUCGACAGCUCAGAGGACCUGGGCAUGAUCAGCAUCCAGGGCCCAGCCAGCCGGGCUGUCCUCCAGGAGGUUCUCGAUGCAGACCUGAGCAACGCGGCCUUCCCCUUCUCCACCCACAAGCUGGUGAGAGCCGCCGGGCACCUGGACCUGUGAAUAUUUGCUGAGGGGUUGGACAGGCCCAGGACAUCAUGAGCGGUUCCGUGAUGCAGCCCAGGAAAACACAG
This is a messenger RNA of Galeopterus variegatus (Sunda flying lemur), 648 nucleotides long. RefSeq names its product sarcosine dehydrogenase, mitochondrial-like. Gene Ontology annotation, molecular function: protein binding. The record is from RefSeq and is a predicted model, not a curated record. Gene Ontology annotation, cellular component: mitochondrion. Bases 116 to 577 code for a protein of 153 amino acids. Lineage: Eukaryota; Metazoa; Chordata; Mammalia; Dermoptera; Cynocephalidae. The transcript is spliced from 6 exons.